GGCCAACAGAACUAGAGUACACAAAUGAGACUUUCAGAAUGUUCAUGUACUGCACUAUUUCAACAGCAGCGGCCUUAUGUUACGUGCUGAUGCUGAAAAUUUACAUUGGACAGAUUAUAUAAUUAGUUUCAAUUCAUCUGUCCUUUUUCAUUAGUUCAAACAGUCUGUAAGCUUCUAAAAUGGCAAUCUCAUUUACAUUCAAAUUUUUGGUUUUAGCCAUGGCUGUGGUUUGCAUGUCCGUAUUCUGCUUCUGCUUAGGGAAGGCAGAUGAAGGUUUGCCUCAAACGGGUGGUGUAGCUGCUGAUCCAGCUCAAAUUGUCGCGAAAGCAUUGUUAUGUUUCAAUGAUAAAUAUAUUUACAGCAGCUGUGAAGAAUCGUGCAGAUUGACUGCAAGGGGAAACCUAGGUGUUCCUCCUGACUACAUUGAUGAAUAUUGCAGUGGACCUUGCCUGUCAGAGACACACCUAGUGCUCAACUGUAUAGAGAACAUCAUGACAAACUUCCUGUUCUACAACAAGGCCACGAUUCAGGAUAUUAGAGACACAAUCCUGGCAGGAUGUGGCUAUGGUCCUGAAAGAGGUAAUUUCAAUGUGGAAGAGCACAUUGAAGCUGAGGAAAGCAGUGCAAGCAAGGCAGCCACUCAGAUUUUGAUUGGCAUAGGGUUGACGAUUAUUGGCCGCACUCUAUUACUUUGAGUUGCUCUGUUUCAGAAUUAGGCAAUAAGGCAUGACUGUAGUUUGCUGAGCAUCAUAUUAGAUUUAUACAGCUUUGUUUGAUUGUAAGAUAUAUAUCUAUAUAACUUUGUUUACUGUUUUCACCCUGAAA
Molecule: messenger RNA, 825 nt
Organism: Theobroma umbraticum
Lineage: Eukaryota; Viridiplantae; Streptophyta; Magnoliopsida; Malvales; Malvaceae
Product: Glycine-rich protein family
Source: RefSeq, a predicted model, not a curated record